AUGGCGGAAAAGACCGAGAGAAACGAAACAGCGAGAGAUUCCGGGUUUCAGAAUCCCGAGGACGAUGGUGCAGGUGUUCGAAAUGUCGAUUUAACUACCUCGAUUCCUCCUCCAGGAGCGGGGGAUAUUUUUAACGAAUCUCGGGGUAAUUUUGGGUUACAGUUGGAGAAAAUUGACGAAAAUCCCGGGGAUAUUAAAUUAGAGGAAUUUGGCACUCCCGGAUCAAAUAGGGGAAAAAUAGAAUUUGGCGAAUUAAAUCACGAAUUGUUAAUGAGUUUAAUAGAUGCAAUGAAAGAGAUGAAGACUCAAGUGCAGAGCAUGGCAAACGAGAUCGCCCGAAACAAUCAGGCAAACAUUGAUUUGAGGUCUGAAUUCACAGAGAAAUUCAAGACAAUGCAAGCCACGAUCGCUAGUGAGGUGCACCAAAUAUAUGAACCAAUUAAACGACAUGUCACGGGCUUGACAAAAAUCGUCCAAGACAACGAGUCUAAAAGUGCUGUAACCGAGGUGAGUGUGGCACAAAUGCAACUGGAUGUGAACGCGAUCAAAAAGAGGGUCGAAAACCUUGAGCGGAAGGACAAAAUUGAGAGUCCAAACACGGAAAGUAUGCGGAUUGUUCAGAAACCGGACAAAGAAGUUUCUGACGACGAAUCUGAAGAGGAACUGGAAGAAGAAAGAAGAGAACGGAUUCGGACGAUGCUGCCGAUGGACAUGCAUCCGAAUAAAAUUAAAAUUAAACCACCCACGUACGAUGGAUCAGAAAAAAAGAGACCAAUGAAAUUCAUCAAAGAAUUUCGGAGGUACUGUGAAGUCACCAAUCCGACCGUUACGGAGAUGAAAUAUUUGCUGGGGCAAUGCCUCGAGAAGGCAGCCAAGGAAUGGUGGGUACUCAUCGAGGACCGCGUUGAAGAUUUUGAUGAAGUGGAGAAGAAAUUCGUGGAGCGAUUCUGGAGUAUGGAUGUGCAGAGAAAAGUGAGAAAGGACCUCGAGUUUGGACACUACUCGGAUAAGGACAAUAAAAUAUCCAAGGUGGAGUACACGAUCCACAUCUUCGGAGCCGCUAAGGAUCUCAUUCCUCCUCCCAGUGAUGAGGAUAUAAUUGCGUCACUCUCGCAACACUAUACGGACGAAAUCCAAGCAACAAUAAUCAGCCGAGGAUUCAAAACUCUAGAACAAUUAAUUGAAUUCCUGGGGAAAAUGGAUCGGCACGGACCGAUUAAUUCGAAAAAGGAGAAGGAAGCCGCUCAAUCUUCCCCAAAUCAAAAUCAAAAUAAAAACGAGCAGAGACCGUUCCGUAUGCCGCAGCAAAAUAAUUGGAAUAACCAAGGAGGUUAUCAAAAUAAUUCCAACCGUGGCAACCCGAAUUGGAAUCAAAAUAAUCGACCGAAUGGGGGAUACAACAACAACAGCUGGAACAAUCAACAGAAUCGAAAUUACCAGCAGAAUUAUAAUCGGCCCAAUAACGGUCAUUAUCAACAGAAUUACAACCAGCGGCAAAACAACGGAUAUCCUCAACAAAAUCGCUAUAACGGAAACUACAAUCAACAAAAUGGUUAUAAUCGCCCAAAUCAGAAUCAAAAUUCGAGACCUCAACAAAACAAUGGAGGAUACAGACCGCCAAAUAACUCGAAUAAUCACCAGCAGAAUAAUCCUCCAGAACAACAAAUUCAAGCAAUAGAGGUUCAUCAAGAACCACAGCCAUCGACUUCUCAAGCGGGAAACGAAUAA
Messenger RNA from Venturia canescens, 1728 nucleotides. Its product is annotated as probable cyclin-dependent serine/threonine-protein kinase DDB_G0292550. Bases 1 to 1728 code for a protein of 575 amino acids. NCBI's taxonomy places the organism in Eukaryota, Metazoa, Arthropoda, Insecta, Hymenoptera, Ichneumonidae. The record is from RefSeq and is a predicted model, not a curated record. The transcript has a single exon.